Molecule: messenger RNA, 6465 nt
Organism: Necator americanus (New World hookworm)
Lineage: Eukaryota; Metazoa; Nematoda; Chromadorea; Rhabditida; Ancylostomatidae
Exons: 56
Coding region: 1-6465 (2154 amino acids)
Molecular function (GO): protein binding
Source: RefSeq, a predicted model, not a curated record
AUGGCGUUUUUGCUUAAGUACUACACUUUUUCGGCGAAAAUCCGUACGUUGUCCGAGUUCCAAGUACGACUCUCCACCAAUCAGCAACCUCCCAGCAAUGCCGAGAUCAUCACCACACUUCGUUACUUCCACCAAACUCUUAUUGGGUUUCUGAAAGAUUUUCCACAAGGACAAACACAUUUCUGUGAGAAAUUCUCCUCUGAUCCAACAAGAUGGAAUCUGUAUCCGAACCUAAACUAUUCUGGUCUUUUCUAUGCGGUAGUGAAUCUGCUCGACGUGUUUCCACUCAUCACCACGGGCCAAAUGGCCAUUGGAGAAGCAAUACUGGAUACACUGAAAGCAUUGAUGAUGUUCCUGGAUCGAGACUCGUUGGAGCAACUGCCGCUCCUCCUCGCUAGCAAUAUUGGUGUUUUUCCGACGGAGCUAGACAAGCAGAUAGUUCACCUGCUGGCCGAUGCUGUGCUGCCCUUCUCGAUCACAGAUGAGACCCUGAUCAAGUUAUCAGUCCCUGGGGUUCUAAUGCUUGUACUGCAGCAAGCGAAUGAUCCUAGUCUCCAUACCUGGAUUAUGGAAGGAGCAAUGAGCAGCAGUCCGAAUAUAUAUGAAGAUUUAGUUCAGGUUAUUGCUAAAGGGACCUCAGAGUCACGAGUUGCUGCUGCAAACCUCCUUCUACACUACUGGCCGUUUCCAAAUCCAUAUAUUAUUCACAGGAAAACGAUCCAGUACAAAGUGCAUGCUUGGCAGAGGAUUACAUGCCAAUCCACGACGUGUUCAGAAAAGGGACCAAGUGUAAAAUCCUGCUAUGACCCAGUUGUCUGCGCUGAUGUAGCGGACACUUCACCGCCAGUGUUUCUAUGUCGAAGAUGUGCGGAUAAUGUGAUCGGCGAACGAAAAGUCCCGAUGAAGAACCUCACGCAACCGAUGCAAGCGAGCAGUGCAACUUGUCAGAAUAAGGAUUGUCAAUCACAAUCGCGACUCGCUGUUGGAAUAUGUUUUUCUCACGAUUGCACAAGAGCACAUAAUUUUGUGCCGAUGAGAUUGUGCCAGGAAUGCUUCAAUGCUCUUCAUGCCAACACGGAGACACCCCACUUGGUUCAUCGAGGUUCAGGAUGUGUAUGGGGACAGGACAUAAUGUGGGGAACAGUGGAAGCGAUAGUGAAAUUGCUUCGAGAGACAGCACAGUUUGAAGGAACGGAAGGAGAAGGGAAGCGUCCAAAAUGGCUUCGUCAAUUGGAAGGUGGUCAUUCGCUUGGCAAAGAAAUCGACACAAUGGCGGACGAACGUCGUAUGUUAAGCAGAUUCGGUGUAUGGAUGAUGGCAGCAUUGUGUCCGCCUAACCAGAACGCUGAUCAACAAGCAAUUUCUUACAUCAUGUACAACGUGUUCCAAUGGUUCGCUACAACUGCUCUGUUGCCGAAUGACAGUAUGGGAGCGAGUCUUGAGCAGUUGAAAACAGAUUUCGUCUGCGAUUGGAUCAACAUGGCGAUCAGAAUUCAUUACGAUGUUUUUAUCACAGCUCUCAUACCUGAUCCUGAAGAGGAGGGCAGAUAUUUUGAACAGACUAAGGAAGGUCUUGGAAGACUGCUCGCGCUUAUGCCCUAUGAUGUUAUUUCGUUGGAGACGUGGAGUCGAGUAAUGUCUAAAUGGUUGCAGUUGAUCUACGAGAAAUGCAAUGAAGAACAGCAGCAGGAGUUGAAAAUUCUACUAUGUAAGAUCUUCGAGCCUGACUUAUGCCCACUUCCCUUCGAAACUCCAAUGGUGUUCGAUUUUGUGAGUCGAAGGCUGGCCGGUGAAGAUUACGUUGAACUGUUUAACGCGCUCCAAUGGCUGCAUUUGCUGUCAAGGCUGGAAAUAUCGAUCCCACUGGAUAUGCUACUGGAGAAGUUCAGCAUAGCUCUGACUGGGCUCUCUGCCAUGGAGAUUCCAAAACUGGGACAAAACGACUUGGAGGAGGAUGAUGUCUCUAUACACAUCGUUAUCAUUGACAUACUUGUGCUUCAGCUUCGUCUGAACGAAAUCGCCGUUCACGAGCAGUCAUCGUUAACCGAGAAGCUGUUCGAUUGUGUUUCGCUUCUGCUCAGUGUCCCUCUUCGUACGACACCUCAUGAGUGCAAAAAUCCGGAACUGGACGGAUUUGCAGACUGUUCGGCUUGUCAACAAGCUGCUUUUCUGCAUCAGAUGAUAAUGAACAUGACUGAAAAUGUAUCGCCGAAGCAGGAAAUGGCUAUUCAAGCCACUGAGGAUGAACCAAUCGACAACUUCGACAUUACAUCAUCCGGCACAUCCUAUCCUAGUUCCGCUCUCUCUCCACAGACUGCGCCAGGGAGCAAAGGAGCUUCUCCUGCCACAACAGCUGCUCCAGCUUCUUUUUCUGAAGGUGGACUGUGCUUCCAAACGGCUACGGUAGAGCAUACUGGAGAUGAGGAGUUUGUCGGGAUACUACCGAGUGAAGAAUUUGAAGUCGCUAUGGCAGAAGCUACGAUGCUCACAGAGACGGACGUUGGGAGGGAGACUUGCCAGGUUGUCACAAGCAGCCUGGUCGAGGGAAUCAAGGGCCCACCUCCAUUGGCUCAACAGCAGCCGAAGCCUCCGACCGAUGACUUUUACCAGACUUCCGUUGGAAGAUUCCGGUUUUCAAUAGAUCAACUCCCUCCUCAGCUGAAGAUGAUUCAUGCUCUUCUGAAGAAUUUGGAAUACGCUGAAGAUCCAGACGUAGAAAAUUUCAUCAUGAAUACAUUGAAGUUUCUUUGUCUUCACUGUGGAUCUUUGAGUAACGCUAGAAGAGAGUAUCGUGGUUUCCUUAUUUGGAUCCAGGAAAGUAUGAUGGUUCCUAAGCUUUGGGCAAGACUACGGCCUGAUUUUGUGCAAGUUGGAGAGCUAGCUUCCCUGCUCCUUCUUCACUGCAUCUCGUUCCCUUCCGGAGAAGAGGCGUUCUGGCGUGUAGUUCAUAGAGAUUUUGCUUGCUCCGAUUGGAAAACCCGCUUCGAUUCAGUUGGCAAAGCGUAUGUGAUGGCACAUGUGAUUAAAUUUGCACCAGUGAAGGCAAAUAAGGUUGUUCAAACCGCUCUCUCUGCACUGUUUUACCACUUCGUCACAUCUCUUCACGAUCCCAAUCCUACGGUAGCUCAAAGAGCGAUUAUUGCCUUAAGAGCGCUACCAACUCAAACAUUGAAGAUGAUGUGCUUCUGCUUCGAAUCGCAAUUCGACUCCUGUAUAAUGGAUCGUCCGAUCAUCAUUAAUGCCAUUCGCGUGCUCACCACACAGAUUCCGGAUGAAACCAUGCUCACAUUUGACUUUUUUAUCCAGAGAUUCGAGACACUUGUUCUGGAAAGUCAAUUGAGCAGUCAAAGUGAAGAAACCAUGUUUGUGCAAGAUCUCAUGCACUCGGAUCCAAUGAGCGAAAUUUACCAAAGAAAAGUUAACAAAGCCAAAAAGGCUAUCGAAGAUGCAACCACAGCUAAGUCGAUCGUGAAAUAUCUUCGCGAAUAUAAUGCGCUGAAACAUCAGUUAUCCUACCAACCAACGGAACCUCCAGCUUUGUGCUUAUCGCGGCUGCUGCCUCGCUGGAGGAGACGUGGGCGUCUCUCGGAAGCGGCACUGUCAUGUCGCGUCAAGAUCCUACGAGUCGUAACGAUGGUGAAGGUCGUGAAUCGCUGGCGCCAAUUGGCGGCUGACAUCACCGUUGGCGCUGCAUCGCUUGUCUCCCUCAUAGCUACUUCUGCGCCACGUAUUUCUGAUUCUUUGCUUGCAGCAGAUUCGGAUACGCUGUCUCCUUCGGUCACUUCGCCAACCUAUUCUGCCGGUCCAUAUGGUCGUCUACGAGAAUUCACCGACGAAGAAAGCAACCUUUGUCUCCUGUUUAAUCGAGUCGUCGACAUGGAGAAUCCUGAGAGACACACUGUCUAUCUCGUGAUUUCUCUAUUCGUUUCAUUCCUCAGCAACAAGAACUCAACCCCAACCGAUGAGAAAGCGAAUGCCAAGAAGCAGUCGCUGCUUUUUCGUCAUUUUAACACUCUCCUGGGAUUCAGUAACACUGAGAAAUGUUUCACAAUUCCGCCGGCGAGAUUGAGGAAGUCGGUAGUCUGCAAUGCGUUCCUGAGUGGAUUGCCUGAGAUUCUGGAUUGUAACUUGUGUAUAGGAAAUCAACUUCUCCCUACUGUUGUGCAGCUUCUACUUCAUCUACCAUCACCGCAAAAAUUAGCAAGCGAUCAGCACCAGAGCAACUAUUCGCUGAAGCUUCUUUCACAACAUUCCCGACAUCUUUGGCUAAAUUCCUUGAUCCUCAUUCUUUACAAGUACCGUUUCGACCAAGUCCCUAUAAGUGACGGUGUAAUGCGUCUAAUCAGCAUUGUUGCGAAGACAUUAGAGGCUCAAGCUCAUGUCUGUUGCGAAACUGACCAGCCAACUGAUAUUGCAACUUGGGACGACGUUAGCGACGAAGAGUCAGACUCACCGAAAGGCAUGAUUCGCCCCGAGAGCCUUACUGUAACUACUAUUCAGGAACACGAAGGAGAAGUUACUUUACAUCCAACCAUUGUUGAGCCACGUCCACUUCGUAAACGCAGCGAAGCCGUGAGACGCAAGGAACCUCGGAAACAGCGGAAACGUGUCGUGCACGUUGAGCUUCGCUGUGACCAUUGCAACGAAUGUUUGACUUCUUUUGAUGAGGAAACAAUCUCGUUGUGUCUUAUUGCUGUGGAGACGUUCUUGCACAGAGAGCCAGUGAUGGCUGCGCCGAUCCUUUUCUCUUUGCUGCACACAGUUACUCGCCUAAUCGACCAUCCUAUAUACCCAUGGCACGACUCCGAGAUGUUCGUUCCGGGUAACUGUCGUAGCGUCGCGAAACAAAUGCUACGAGUAACACUUCAUCAGCUAUCUUCUUCUGGGAUAUGCCUUCAACUGUUCGACACGCCUCUGUCACGAACGGAUUCUUUUUGGAAGGUGGUAUCGCUUUCGCUCGCAGAUUUCCAAGAGCUCUCACCUGUAUAUUUCAUUCAGCUACUGUUUGAGGAUCUUGCCGAGAACUGGCUCAGUCAGCUCACAACAACAAUGAGGAAUCUUGCCGCAUACGUUGUUGAAGUCCCGUGCGAUGCAUAUAUCAACCAUUGGAGUACUGCAAUAACCCAUAUGGAGUCGUUCUUUAGAAGAUACUAUACUCAGAUUUCGUUGGAAGGUGCAACGAAGCCAAGCCGAUCAGAAGUGGAAAGUGCUAUUGUGGUCAUGAGUCACGUGUUAAAAGUGCAGAACUUCAGCGCUUUCAAGUCGGCUGUUUCUUUGGUCGACUCAUUCUGCAAAUGGUUGGCUGAAGCUCUGCACGAGUGUCCGGUAAAGCUGGAAAGCCUACUCACGGUAUGCACAGCGUGCAACCGAGCUUUGAUUAGGGAAAGAGACAAACAGAGCAUUUCACGAGCAGUAGUCGCGGAAAUGAUACAAGCAAUCAAGUUUAAGUGCCCAUUACAUGAAACGAACUUUAUGACGAUAGCGCAUCUGAUUCUGCAGGAUGCUGGUGAAGAUAUCGAAAUGAAUUUGCCUGAUGAUCAAUUCAACACGGCCGCCUCCGAAGCUGUUCGACCGUUUCUCUUCGAAAUAUUAGACUUCAUUGCUGACUUGCACGUGCUAGCAAAGCUAAAGAAAGAGACAAGUUCCGAUUCAGUUGGUGGAGAUUUGAAGGUUAAGUUAGCUGAGGCAAUAGCGGUAGAGAUGAGUCGGUCGAAUGCUCGUGAUUGUCGGACUGUCAUUCGAUUCAUUCCAUGGCUUAUGAGUCCACCAAGUGUUACACAGGCUGCCCCUGGUGCAUUCGCUGAUUCGGUUACAAACGUCCGGGUUCUCUCUUGGUUACUUCUCGGUGCCCUUCAUGCUAAUCACGGAUGUUUGCCUGUUCCAAUCGAGUGCAGUCAGCACAUGGCUGACUAUAUACACUUCGUUCUGGCUGGAUUUGCUGAUCAAUCAAAACAAUCAGUGGUUCACAUGUCCGCUUUGUUUCAUGCAUUCCAUCUUUGUCAACUGUGGACGGUUUACUGUGAACGGGCAGCGGUUUUUAGUUCCACAACAGCUUUCGCACAUCUCUUAGAUUUUUGGGCAAGGGUAACACCAGCCAUCCUGCAGCUCUUAAAUCACUCCAAAGUGCUUGCGGACAUGGUGAAUCUUCACUUCUUGAACACCAUUCAAGCUCUGCAGCAGGUGAACUCCGCCCUCCUAUGUCAGCUUUAUCCUAUGUGGGCGCCGAUUCUUACUGCUUACCACAGCCAAAUUCCUAAUCAGCUAAGGAUCAAACUCGACUCAUGUGAGAACCAGCCGUCGUUAUCGCCACCACCCCUUUCCGACUGGUUGAAGAAGGUCCGCUACAAAAUCUCGCAAGUCGAACUGCAGACUUCAGCUGCGUCACCGUACUACAACGUAGAGAAUACGCCGAGCUUUCAAGACAAAACUUUUCACACUUUACUAUUACACUAUUACAACGUGUAG